Molecule: messenger RNA, 3229 nt
Organism: Telopea speciosissima
Lineage: Eukaryota; Viridiplantae; Streptophyta; Magnoliopsida; Proteales; Proteaceae
Product: glutamate receptor 3.7-like
Exons: 6
Coding region: 130-2853 (907 amino acids)
Cellular component (GO): plasma membrane
Molecular function (GO): glutamate-gated receptor activity
Source: RefSeq, a predicted model, not a curated record
UCUUUCACUACACUUGGGAGAUUUUUAGAUAUUUCAAGACUCACUUUGCCUUGGACACCUCAGUUUCAGGGGAGCUAUUGAUUCUUACUGUUUUGUGCUUCUGGGUCUUUGAAUUUUGAAGUUCCAACCAUGGCUUCCAUUGUUCUUAUUUCAUUCUUAAUUUUCAUAUCCACCCUCCUUAAUGGUUAUGUGCACUGCCAGAAGCCCCCAAUUGUGAACGUUGGUGCAGUCUUUACAUUUGAUUCUGUGAUCGGUAGAGCAGCGAAAGGAGCCAUGGAAGUUGCAGCUGCCGAUAUCAAUGAGGAUUCAACCAUUCUUAAUGGGACCCAACUCAAUUUAAUAAUGGAGGAUUCAAACUGCAGCGUUUUCAUGGGGUCCAUUAAAGCUUUUCAAGUGAUUGAGAAAGAAGUGGUGGCCAUUAUUGGACCACAAUCUUCAGGAACAGCUCAUAUGAUCUCAACCAUUCUCAAUGGACUCCAAGUGCCUCUUAUCUCAUUUUCUGUCACAGACCCAACUCUCUCUACCAUUCAAUUUCCCUUCUUUAUACGAAGCACACAGAGUGAUUUGAGCCAAAUGGCAGCCAUGGCUGAUUUGAUUGACUAUUAUGGGUGGCGGAAGGUCAUUGCUGUGUAUGUGGAUGAUGAUUAUGGAAGGAAUGGGAUAUCUGCUCUAGAUGAUGCACUUGCAGAGACAAUGUCAAAGAUUUCUUAUAAAGUGGCAUUUGCACCUGGAGCCAAUCUUAGUCAAAUCUCUGAUUUGCUUAAUAAAUCCAAAUUGAUCGGGCCACGUGUUUACGUUGUUCAUGUUAGUCCUGAUUCAGGUCUCACAAUCUUCUCCAUAGCCCAACACCUUCAAAUGAUGACCAGUGAUUAUGUGUGGUUUGCAACAGAUUGGCUUUGUGCUGCAUUAGAUUCAAUGUCACAUCUGAAUCAAACAUCACUCCACCUGCAAGGGGUAGUUGCACUCCGUCAGUAUAUUCCACAAUCCUGGCCACAGAAGGCCUUCAUGUCUCGCUGGAGAGAGUUACAUAGAAAAGGUUUAGUAAGUUCUUGGUUGAAUGCAUAUGGAUUUUAUGCUUAUGAUACAGUUUGGGCUGUUGCACAUUCUAUUGAUGCAUUCUUGAAUGAAGAUAGAAAUAUCACUUUCUCUUUCAAUAAGAAGUUACAUGAUCUCGACGCAACAUCAAUGCAGCUGGAAGAGCUCAAAACUUUUGAUGGGGGCAGCAUUCUCCUUGAUAAGUUAUUGCAGACGAACUUCACAGGUUUAACUGGUGCAGUUCAAUUUGAUACAGACAGGAACCUCAUUGGUGAUGGUUAUGAAAUUGUUAAUGUUGACAAAGCAGCACUCCAUAGGAUUGGUUACUGGUCUAACUAUUCAGGUCUUUCGAUUGAACCACCGGAGACAUCAAAAGAACGGGGACAGCGUACCCAUUCCGGUUUUGAUCAGAAGCUGAACAAUGUCACCUGGCCUGGUCAGCAGACAGAAAAGCCUCGUGGGUGGGUGAUUGCAGACAAUGAAAGACCAUUGAGAAUUGGAGUGCCAAAACGAGUUAGUUUCACUGAAUUUGUAAACGAAAAUCAUAGCAGUCAAAAAAUUGAAGGGUAUUGUAUUGAUGUGUUUAAUGCAGCUCAGGAACUAAUCCCCUAUGCAGUUCCUUACAAAUUUGUGCCUUUUGGAGAUGGUCACUCCAAUCCCAGUUAUGAUGAACUAGUCAGAAAGGUUGCAGAAAAUGUUUUUGAUGGAGCUGUUGGGGACAUUACUAUCUUCACAAACCGGACAAAGACUGCUGAUUUUACUCAGCCUUAUGUUGUAACAGGUCUUGUAAUAGUAGCUCCAAUAAAAAAAUCAAGUGCUUGGGUAUACCUCAGGCCAUUUACUGUGGAGAUGUGGUGCACCACUACAGCAUUUUUUGUCUUGAUUGGAGUGGUUAUUUGGAUACUUGAGCAUCGUAUCAACAAUGACUUCCGGGGCCCACCUAGACGACACCUUAUAACUAUGCUCCUGUUUAGCUUCUCAACACCAUUUAAGACAAAACAGGAAACCAUGAGCAUACUUGGGCGGAUAGUGAUGAUGAUAUGGCUUUUCUUACUGAUGGAGGUCAUGGCAAGCUACAAAGCAAGUUUGGCUUCGAUUCUUACUGUCCAGCACCUGUCAUCACCAAUCACAGGAAUUGACAGUUUGAUUGCAAGCAAAUGGCCUAUUGGUUAUCAAGUUGGUUCAUUUGCUAGGAGCUAUCUGAAAGAAAGUUUUAACAUACCUUCUUCAAGGCUGAUUCCUCUUGGCACACCAGAAGAGUACAAAAGGGCACUGCAGCGUGGGCCAAGCAAUGGAGGGGUGGCAGCAAUUGUGGACGAGCUUCCAUAUGUGGAGUUGUUUCUAUCAAAACAGGCAGACUUCGGUAUCAUCGGACAACAGUUUAGCAAUAAUGGAUGGGGAUUUGCUUUCCAGAGAGGCUCUCCUCUUGCUGUUGACAUGUCUACGGCAAUCCUCAAACUAUCUGAAAGUGGAAAACUCCAAGAGAUCCAUGACAAGUGGUUUUGUAAGAUAGGCUGUGCCAUACAGGGAAGACACCAAUCUGAUCCUAACCAACUCAAGCUAAGCAGCUUCUGGGGUCUCUAUCUUCUCUUUGGGGCUCUCAUGGUCACCGCCUUUCUUGUAUUUAUAAUACAGAUGGUUCAGCAGUUUGUUCAAUACAAGCGGAAACAGAGGGAACUUACUUCUCAUGCUUCUGACCCAUCAAUUGCUCGCUGUUCUCAGGUCAUCUAUAAUUUCCUUCACUUCGUUAUUGAGAAGGAAGAAGCCAUGAAGAAAAUGUUUAAGCAGUGUGACAACCCUGAACCCCGGGCAAGUUGAUUGAUGGUGCAGAUACUUGUUGAGGAUUUGAGAUUGUCAAAUUUGAUUCAUGCACCUGGAAGAGGCUAGAAUUCAGAGGGUUUUCAUUGGAGAACCUCUAGUAAGAUUUGUAGGUGAUCAUGUAUAAUUUAGAACUAGAAGGAGAAGGGAAAAAAGACGAGGAAAAUUGACUUGUAAAAACUUGGAUGGCCAUAUGGAAAUGUGCUCUCCAUAGAUGCUAGGUAAUGCAUUGACAUACAAAAAUCUGGGAGUUCUAAUACUCUCCUAUCUUAAGGUUCAUGAUCUAACAUCCAUAUAUGAAGAAUGUAACUAUUUAUUCCCCAAUAUGUUAUAAAAUGCCAAAGUUUCCGGUUUAACAAAAGGAUCAAUUCUGUUA